AACAUCAGAUGUACGCUUAGCAAAGGGCGCCAUUCGCAGAGGAAGACGAGGUAUCUUUCCUUUUUUUUCCUUCCCUCAGUGGUGUGGUCGGAUGCCUACCUACUUUAUGCCUGAACGCCGACACUCCAGCUUUCCUCCCCGUAAACGACAUCGGAUCUGCACUGACCCCUUUGUGGCGAGGAUUAAAAUAGAAUUCUCUUACCCUGCUUUUGACUGGCCAAGGUAUCACGUUGAAAGUAAAUACUUCCAUCCCUAGCCUGAUGAUGGAGCGACUUCUGAAACCACAGGAAAGCAGCUCCGUUGGAGAUUUGAACACUGGUGGGAUUUGCUUCAGCUGUGAACAGAUCUUUUCCACUCAGCAAUUUUUGGAGGAACAUGUGUGCCCUCUUACAAGUCACAUCUGCUCCUGCGGAACCGAGUUUGCUCUGUACGAAGACAUGUUCAGCCACAACCUCACGCACGAACCGGGACAACAGGUGCUGCAUCACGAAACGAUAAAGAAGCGCCGAUUUGAAAAACACAUCGAAGAAGAGGAGCAGCUGAAACGCUUCAAGUUGGGUGAAGUUGUCUGGAACCUUGAUGGUGGUUCUGGGUCUGUAAAGCAGUCUCCGUCGGCAUCAGCUUUUUCGACUAAAAUUUCGAAACCCAUCUCUUACGUGCCUAAAACAUAUCCGUCCAUGGCGUCAUCUUUUAAUGGUGACCAAACUGGAUUAAACAUGAAGAGUAUGUUUUCAACUGUGGGAGCCCCAACAGUCGAUCUUUGGACAAUUUACCAGCCCGUGGUGUUGGUGCAAACAAUCCGUAAGUGGAACCAGUGGAAGCCGUACACUUGCGGUAAAUGUGGUGAGGGUUUCGUCACCAAGCGCCUGCUAAUUUCGCACACUAGUAGUCACAUUGCUGACAAAAUCUGUGGCUGCAUUGGAUGUGGGCUGCUGCUUUCCAGCAGGAAGUUAAUGCCUCGCUUCCACACGUGUAACUCUUCCAGCACCACCACCAAACUCAAACUCAUAACAGCCAGACCGCUGAAUUACAAGAGUCCAAUCCAGGAAAUCGACCUGACUCGGAGCCCGAACAAGUAUUUGAAUGCGGGAAACGAAAACAAUCAGAUGCUUCAAGUCACCUCUGCCCUGCAGUUGAAAAAUGUAAAUGUGCGAACCUACAGCAGACUCUCUCAGGGAGGUCGCACCAUGACUUCCCAGCAGUUCAAGCAUCAGAAUUCCACGCUGAACGCCCCCCAGAAAAGCGGUUGGAAGCGUCCGCCCUCACCCGCAACAAAGAGCGGCAACCUGAGCAAACCUGCAAAGACGUCCCCCGGGGCAGCUGACUUUACGUGUCGGGUGUGCCAUGUCUCAUUUGAGAGCACUCAGAUGCUACAGAGGCACAAGUGUCCCAAAGCAGAUGAAUUCUUGGCCAAGCACGGCCGUAUCGGCAAAAUGAUCCAGCCCAGACGGGAUGUGCUGAUAUCCAAGGCCAAUGCGACCCGGGUAAAUGGUGAAAGGAGCCGCGCAUUCUCGUCUGAUGCCAAGAACCAACAAGUUACUUAUAAUAAAGGACAACAUGCUGACAAAGUGGAUACAGAAGAUAAGGAAGAUGAUUGUUACAUCGUGGAAACCGGACAAGAAAAAACAUCUGAAAUGAUCUACCAGGUCACCUCAUCUGUCCCCAUUAAAACUUGACCAGUUUGCAUGUUGCCGAUCAUCUGCUUAUCUUCAUUCCAAAUGAGUAAAAUGUUUCCUGACGUCUUCUGUCCUUUUAAAAUCCAUGUAUGUGUGCGUCAAUUUAGAUUUGAUAAAAUGAAAAAUUCAUAUGAAUCUGGCUUAUAUAUUGUCAGGACAGAACAUUUGAAUGCUCCAUGUUUACCGGUGUAUUUGAACAUUGGUGUUAAAUUACAAAGUCAACCAAUGUAUGUUAAGAUGAGAGGUGAGCCAGCAAGGCACUGUAUUGUAGAUUUCUUGUCCUUUUUCUAAAUAUGCUUCAGUGUGAUCAGAAUGCCUUCGGAUAAGCGUUCACUUCCAUGACCAUUUUAAGUGAACUUUAUGUAUUAUUAAACUAUAUUUUCUAAUUCUCA
Hippocampus comes (tiger tail seahorse) is the source of this 2068-nucleotide messenger RNA. Its product is annotated as zinc finger protein 30-like. Bases 261 to 1676 code for a protein of 471 amino acids. The transcript is spliced from 2 exons. Gene Ontology annotation, biological process: regulation of transcription by RNA polymerase II. Lineage: Eukaryota; Metazoa; Chordata; Actinopteri; Syngnathiformes; Syngnathidae. Gene Ontology annotation, molecular function: RNA polymerase II cis-regulatory region sequence-specific DNA binding; DNA-binding transcription factor activity. The record is from RefSeq and is a predicted model, not a curated record.